UGUACUAUUUGUCUUUCAAGAUUCAAGACACCCAAAGUUUUACCGUGUGGACACACCUUUUGUUUGUGGUGUAUUGAACAAUAUAUCGGUGAUGAAAUAGAGAAUAUUCUCUGUCCUUUUUGUGAACAGAAUGUAAAGAUUCCAGAAGGUGGGGCUAAGAUGUUUCCUAUGAACUACACACUAGUGGAAAUUAUG
Lottia gigantea (owl limpet) is the source of this 195-nucleotide messenger RNA. RefSeq lists its product as hypothetical. NCBI's taxonomy places the organism in Eukaryota, Metazoa, Mollusca, Gastropoda, Lottiidae. The annotation marks the transcript as partial. The record is from RefSeq and is a predicted model, not a curated record. The transcript has a single exon.